Molecule: messenger RNA, 5042 nt
Organism: Oncorhynchus keta (chum salmon)
Lineage: Eukaryota; Metazoa; Chordata; Actinopteri; Salmoniformes; Salmonidae
Product: potassium voltage-gated channel subfamily KQT member 2-like
Exons: 15
Coding region: 77-2689 (870 amino acids)
Biological process (GO): potassium ion transport; transmembrane transport
Cellular component (GO): membrane
Molecular function (GO): voltage-gated potassium channel activity
Source: RefSeq, a predicted model, not a curated record
CACUGCAAUGCUGCUACCUGGUAAAGGGCGAAAAAAAUCUCCAACUCCAAGCUCCCCAUGACAGUAUUUAGCCAGAAUGGUCAAGAAAUCCGGUACAGGCGGGGUUUACCCUGGUCCAGCUGUGGAGAAAAAGCUAAAAGUCGGCUUUGUAGGGCUAGAUGCUGGGGCUAGUACGGAUUUAAACAGAGAUGGGGCGCUGCUCAUAGCAGGUGCCGACGCCGAGGCAACAAAGCGAGGCAGCAUCCUUAGCAAACAGAGAUCCAGUCUCUCUGGCAAACCGAAGCCUCCAAAGAGAAAUGCAUUCUACAGAAGAGUGCAGAAUUUUCUUUAUAAUGUUUUGGAGAGACCAAGAGGAUGGGCAUUUAUUUACCACGCAUACGUUUUUGUGCUGGUCUUCUCCUGUCUGGUCCUCUCUGUGUUUUCCACCAUUAAGGAGUAUGAGAAGAGUUCUGAAGAUGCCUUGUAUAUACUGGAAAUAGUCACCAUCGUGGUGUUCGGCGUGGAGUACAUAGUGAGGAUAUGGGCUGCCGGAUGCUGCUGCAGAUACAGAGGAUGGAGGGGCCGUCUGAAAUUCGCCCGCAAACCCUUCUGCGUGAUCGACGUCAUGGUGUUGAUUGCGUCCAUCUCUGUGCUGGCGGCGGGAACCCAGGGGAACGUCUUUGCUACGUCGGCCAUCCGGAGUUUGAGGUUCCUGCAGAUCCUGCGCAUGAUCCGGAUGGACCGCCGUGGAGGCACCUGGAAACUCCUGGGAUCUGUCGUCUACGCUCACAGCAAGGAGCUGAUCACGGCGUGGUACAUCGGCUUCCUCUGCCUCAUCCUGGCGUCCUUCCUGGUCUACCUGGCAGAAAAAGAGGACAACGACCAGUUUGAGACCUACGCAGACGCACUGUGGUGGGGCCUGAUCACCCUGACUACCAUUGGGUACGGAGACAAGUUUCCCAUAACGUGGAACGGACGUCUUCUCGCCGCAACCUUCACCCUGAUUGGAGUAUCUUUCUUUGCACUUCCAGCAGGUAUCUUGGGCUCCGGCUUCGCCUUGAAGGUCCAGGAGCAACAUCGACAAAAACACUUUGAGAAGAGGCGGAAUCCUGCGGCAGGACUUAUUCAGGCCGGGUGGCGCUUCUACGCCACUAAUCUCACCCGGCCAGACCUGGAGUCGACGUGGGAUUAUUACGAACGCACCGUAUCCUCACCGAUGUACAGUAGACUGAUCCCGCCGCUGAAUCAACUGGAUCUCCUGAGAAACCUGAAGAGCAAGUCGGGACUAUCAUUCAGAAAGGAAUCCCAACCGGAGCCCUCCCCAAGUCAGAAGGUCAGCCUGAAGGAGCGUGUGUUCUCCAGUCCCCGGAGUUCAGGGACCAAAGGGAAAGGUUCCCCCCAGGGCCCCAGUGGACAAGGCAGCCAGGGCCAGGGGGGCCAAGGUCAGGGCCAAGCCAUCCGCCGGUCCCCUAGUGGGGACAACAGCAACGAAGACAGCCCUAGCAAAGUGCCCAAGAGCUGGAGCUUCGGAGAGCGCAGCCGGGCGCGUCAGGCCUUCCGCAUUAAGGGAGCUGCCUCGCGCCAAAAUUCAGAAGAAGCCAGCCUCCCUGGUGAGGACAUAGCGGACGACAAUAAGAGCUGCCACUGUGAGUUUGUCCCUCAGGACUUAACUCCCGGACUCAAGGUCUCCAUCAGGGCCAUUUGCAUUAUGAGGUUCAUGGUCUCCAAGAGGAAGUUCAAAGAGAGCCUGAGGCCGUACGACGUGAUGGACGUCAUAGAGCAGUAUUCAGCCGGCCACUUGGACAUGCUGGCCCGCAUCAAAAACCUCCAGUCCAGAGUUGACCAGAUUGUUGGUCGAGGUACUCCAAUCACAGAUAAAGACCGUCCCAAAGGAACCACUGACAGUGGGGUUGAAGAGGACACAAGCAUGAUGGGGCGCCUCGGGAAAAUGGAGAAACAGGUCAUGUCAAUGGAAAGGAAGCUGGACUUCUUGGUGAACAUCUACAUCCAGCGCAUGGGCAUCUCCCAGUCGGAGACGGACGCCUACUUUGGGUCCAAGGAGCCCGAACCAGCACCGCCCUACCACAGCCCUGUGGACCACAUGGAGAAGAGUGGCUCCAUCACCAAGAUCAUCCGAUCCAACAGCUCUAUCGGACAGAAGAACUUUGACCCACCGCCAUCCUGCUCCGGCCCGGGGGUCCACUGCCCACCCUCCACCUCCUGGCAGCAGCACAACGUCAGCGAGUUCCACCAGCCUAGCCAAGGCAACUUACCCUCUCCUGUAGGUGAUCACUCCUUGGUCCGUAUCCCUCCUCCGCCGGCCCACGAGCGCUCCUCUGGAGGCCACAACGGGAGCAAUCGGGGAUCCCACCGCAAUAGCGGUGGUGGAGGAGGAGGUGGUGGAGGAGGUGGAGGCGGUGGCGAGGGGGAUAGAGAGGGCAAGCCAGACAGCGACACGUCCAUCUCUAUCCCCUCAGUGGACCACGAGGAGCUGGAGCGCUCCUUCAGUGGUUUCAGCAUCUCCCAGUCCAAGGAGAACCUGGACUUCCUGAACAACAGCUAUUUCAGUGGCGUAGCCCGCUGUGCCAAGGUAAGGCCCUACAUCGCAGAAGGUGAGUCCGACACUGACUCCGACCUCUGCGCCCCCUCACCCAACUCGGCCACCGGGGAAGGCGCUUACGGGGACCGAGGGUGGUCAGGAUCCAAGUAGGCCAAAAUUGGAACCUCAUAUAAAUGGGGCCAUGGUGACUCUGCCUUGGAGUUCAGAGCUGAGAGGCCGAUAUGCUGGGUGUGAGGACGCUGCUACCACCAAUGGUACAUGUGAGAACAGAGUCACCCAGCUCCUCUGCAACGUAGAGUGAGAAAAAAGGUUCAUCAGACCACACUCCAGCAGUUUGUACUGAGAAAGCGCCUGUAGUUUUUCAUACUCGGAAGGUUUGCAGCAACUUGACUUACAGCACACACGUCUGUUCUCAUGUAUUCACACACUCAUCAAGGUUAAGUUUGCCAGUGAUUUAAAAAAAUAUCUGACCCUGGAAUGGAAUGCAGAUUAAUUGCCAACCUUCUAUAUUAUGAUUGAGAUGGUUAAAGAGCUAUCACACAGAAGAAACAGGUCCUGUGUGGCUCAGCUGGUAGAGAGCAGCACUUGCAGUGCCAGGGUUGUGGGUUCAAUUCCCACAGGGCAUCAAUACGAACGAAAGUGGAAAUGUACCCACUCACUAUUGUAAGUUGCUCUAGAUAAGAGUGUCUCCUAAAUUACAAAAAAAAUCAUUAUUAUAUAAAAUAUACUUGAAUUUGAUCUAAAUGAUGACAUUCAUGUUAUUUUGCUGUAUCUCUUUGUUUUGAUAUGUGGCACAAGAGAUCCCCAAUGAAUCUAAAAUGUAUUGUAUUUCUAUCCCAAAUGACUUAUUAUUUACAGUGGACAACAGAGGACAUGUUUUGCAUUAUGGUUGAUCAACUAAACGCAUAUAUUUCAAAGGAAUGUAAUAUUAUCAACAAUAUGGCUCGUGUCCAUAAGCCCUAUGGGAUAAAGGGAUGUGAUAACCAGUUCUAUGUGCACUAUUCUGUUGUGGUUGUUGUACAAAAACACGGAUGGUAUUUACAUCACACUACUUACUAAAGAUAUUGUACAUAUUCUAUUCAAUACCCACAAUAUUGCAUUUGUGAUAUCCACAAAGAUGCUUUUUAUGGGUAGAGGUACAUUUAGUUUAGUCUUUAUAUGAUCUGUAAAGAUGUAUUUUAUUGAUUUGUACAUAUCAAAUCAUUUAGAUGUGUUUAUUUAUUUCCUGUAAGAAUUAUAGAAGCAACUUAGGCACAAAUGCCUUGAUCUUUUAAUUUGGAUUCAUUUUUGCUAAAAAAGUUUUUCUAAGAAUCAAUUAUUCAAAUGCACUAACACUUAACAGCUAGAUUAAUGACAUAACACUCAACUGGAAACAUUAACAUACUUCACUAAUGUAAAAUUACAACAGCUACAGUUAGAUGGAAGGUUUGAUAUUUUGUUGGUAUAAAAUAUAAUUUCAAGAUGAUAAAAAUUGUAACGAAAUAUUCAGGCAGGCCUAACUCACUUCCCACUGAGGAACACAGGACAGACAUCACACUGCUUCACACAGGACAGACAUCACACUGCUUCACACAGGACAGACAUCACACUCCUGGACACAGGACAGACAUCACACUGCUGGACUCAGGACAGACAUCACACUGCUGGACACAGGACAGACAUCACACUGCUUCACACAGGACAGACAUCACACUGCUGGACACAGGACAGACAUCACACUGCUGGACACAGGACAGACAUCACACUGCUGGACACAGGACAGACAUCACACUGCUUCACACAGGACAGACAUCACACUGCUGGACACAGGACAGACAUCACACUGCUGGACACAGGACAGACAUCACACUGCUUCACACAGGACAGACAUCACACUGCUGGACACAGGACAGACAUCACAUUACUGGACACAGAACAAGCUUCCCACUGCUGAAUAGAGGACAUGCUGAUGAACACAGGAGAGGCUUCAUUCACACUGCUGAACACAAGACAGGCUUCCCACUGCUGAACACAAGACAGGCUUCCUUCCCAAUGCUGAACACAAGACAGGCUUCCCACUGCUGAACACAAGACAGGCUUCCUUCCCACUGCUGAACACAAGACAGGCUUCCUUCCCAAUGCUGAACACAAGACAGGCUUCCCACUGCUGAACACAAGACAGGCUUCCUUCCCAAUGCUGAACACAAGACAGGCUUCCUUCCCAAUGCUGAACACAAGACAGGCUUCCUUCCCACUGCUGAACACAAGACAGGCUUCCUUCCCAAUGCUGAACACAAGACAGGCUUCCUUCCCACUGCUGAACACAAGACAGGCUUCCUUCCCACUGCUGAACACAAGACAGGCUUCCUUCCCACUGCUGAACACAAGACAGGCUUCCUUCCCAAUGCUACACAAGACAGGCUUCCUUCCCAAUGCUACACAGGACAGGCUUCCUUCCCACUGCUGAACACAAGACAGGCUUCCUUCCCAAUGCUGAACACAAGACAGGCUUCCUUCCCAACAC